This is a messenger RNA of Chrysoperla carnea, 1117 nucleotides long. Its product is annotated as dnaJ homolog subfamily C member 17. The transcript is spliced from 3 exons. Gene Ontology annotation, biological process: spliceosomal complex disassembly. NCBI's taxonomy places the organism in Eukaryota, Metazoa, Arthropoda, Insecta, Neuroptera, Chrysopidae. Gene Ontology annotation, molecular function: RNA binding. The record is from RefSeq and is a predicted model, not a curated record. Gene Ontology annotation, cellular component: spliceosomal complex. Bases 103 to 972 code for a protein of 289 amino acids.
AAAUAUAUAUAUUUUGAGGUUAGACAUUUUAAAAAUAUACAAGUUGUGAAGUUCAACUAGACUUAAAUAAGUAGAUAAUUAAAAUAGAUUUAUUAAAAUAAAAUGGAAAGCAAAAUAGAAGAUAAAGAUUUAUAUGAGUUGUUUGAUAUUCAAAUAACCGCUACUGAAUCGGAGAUAAAAAAAGCAUAUAGGAAAAAAGCUUUACAUUGUCAUCCCGAUAAAAAUCCAGAUAAUCCAAAUGCAGCCGCAUUAUUUCAUGAACUAUCGUUAGCUUUACAAAUUUUAACAGAUGCAAAAGCAAGACAAGCCUAUGAUAAAGUAUUAAAUGGUAAAAAAGCUGCACAAAUACGACAUAAAGAAUUAGAUAGUCGACGUAAGAAAUUAAAAGAGGAGCUAGAUGCACGCGAACGAUUAGCUGAAUUACGUGGUAAGAAGGAGGAUUUAAGAACAGACGCCGAAAAAUUACAGGCUGAAAUUGAUCGACUGCGUAAAGAAGGCGCAAAAAUUGUCCAACAAGAAAAUGAAUUAUUAAAACAAGAAAUGAGUAAAAAAUUUACAAGCACAGAACCAGUUCCAUGGGAUAGUGCCGAGUAUCGAAUUAAAAUUAAAUGGAAAGCGGAAAAAACGGACGAUACAAAUGGUGGCUACACUUAUGAAGAGUUACAUCGAUUUUUAUUAAAAUAUGGUGAUAUAAUUGGUUUGAUUGUUUCCACGAAGAAAAAGGGUAGCGCUAUGGUUGAAUAUGCAACACAAGAAGCCGCUGAAAUGGCAGUUAGUUAUGAAAAAGGUUUAGCUGGAAAUCCUUUAACACUGUCAUGGGUUAAAGGUCCACCGCCAAAACAUCGAGCAGCUACUACAUCUACAUUAGUGAAUGAUAACGAUUUUGAGUCAUUGGUUAUGCGUAAUUUACGACAAGCUGAAGAACGUAAACGACUUAUAGCUGAAAUACAAGCUGGUUUAAUUGAUGAUUAAAAAUCCAGUAUUUAGGAAAAUGAGGUCCGUAGGACCUGUCUAAUUUAUUUCUUGUUUAGUAUGUGCAGCGAAAAAUACCUUAAUAUUAAAAAAAAAUUAACCCAUCCGGGUUUUCAACUCGAUAAUUAGGACAAAAAUAGUAGUU